UAUAUAUAUAUUAGAUAGAUAGAUAUUGAUAGAUAGAUAACAAAAAUAUGUUUUGACAACAACUAUUACAUCGUCAACCGUCCGGGAUCGCGAGCCUCUACUUCCGUUUUUUUUCCAGCGCGACCAUUAAACUUACUAACCUGUUAGCCAGGGCUGUGUGGAUGUGCUGAGAUGUCGGGCGUGCCCAUUGUGCCCUGUCCCGUACGCUUGGGCUCCGUCAAAACCGGAGGUGUGGCGGCUCGACUGCACCAGUUCACCCGGGAGAGAAACCUGCAAAAAGCAGAGAAGCUCCUCAAGCAAGGUGUGGACGUGGACUGUGUGAAUCACCUGGGCCAGACGUCUCUUUUCUGCGCGUCUCUGCUGGGGUUCGGCGCCGUGGCCGAGCUGCUUCUUCAGUACGGAGCCGAUCCCAAUCGCCGCUGUGAUGACAGAAGCACUCCGGUCCACGCCGCCGUGUUCUCCUGUAACACGGGGCUGCUCAGCGCUCUGCUGGAGGCAGGGGGAGAUCUGCGACUUCACGACGAUCAGGGCAGGACGCCGAGAGAUUGGGCCGAGAUCGGAGCUCAGGAGCAUAGUGCUAGGAUGGUCAGUUUCAUUAAGAGAUGCAUGUCUGUCAUGAGGAGUCUGUCUGAGUCGCAGUCACCCAGAGAGAGACGCGUCACUCCCACUUCCUCCAAGAGCCUCCUGCGCUCACCGUCUGUCCUGGACUUCCUCAGACCGGUCUCUGAUGUGGUGUUUAACAAGAAAGUAACCGCAAAGUCGCCCACAUCUGACACGGUCCAGUGUUUCGGCUUUGGAAAGUUGUGCGUGAAGAAGUCCGGGAUGUCUGUCGGCGUUCUCGCCUCCGUGCCGUUAAUACCAGACUCCGAGUUAUUGCAGGCCGAAGACGAGGCUCUGCACUCGUUCCCGUGUGGAUCCUUCAGCAAAAUGACCAACUACAGUUGGAGAGGAAGCCGUGUUACGGUGAAGGAGCUGCAGAUCGACAGCACGCACCGACACGCCGCGCAACACGGCUACCUCGACCUGCUUGUCACCGAGCUCGACUUCUGCUGUCAGCUGUUCCACCCCCACAUUCUGCAGCUGAUGGCAGUGAGCUCCUCCAAUCAUCUGCAGCAGAGCAAACUGGUGUACGAGAGAGUGCAUGUGGGCUCACUGUACACCCUGCUGUACCACAGGCGAGCGGAGUUCCCCGUCCUACAGGUGUGUGAGGUUUUGUCACUGAUCCUCCAGGUGUGUGAAGCGCUGUUCUACCUGCACAGCCGAUCCCUGGUGCUGCGCUCCCUGUCCUCUCACUCUGUCCUCGUCGUGCACCCAGGGGUUGCUAAGGUCACCGGCUUCGGCUUCACGGUGCCCAGUGAUUGUAGUCCCUCCUCCACUCCGCCCGUCCCUGCAAUGCUGUAUAACUGGGCGGCUCCUGAAGUGAUCAGGAGGAAAGCAUGCACAGGAAAAGCAGAUCUGUACAGCAUCUGUGCUCUUAUACAGGAGCUGUACACUGAUGCAGUUCCGUGGGGUUCUGUGAAUCCAUGCUGGAUAAAGCAGGCCGUAGACACGGGUCAGGCUCUCUUUGCAGAUCCGGCCGUGCCACAGCCGUAUUACGACCUGCUGCUGAACGGAUUGAAGCCCAGCGCUCAGGAGAGAACCUGCAGCCUCCAGGACCUGCGAUACACACUGCGUUUCCACCUCAGCGAGCUGAGCGAGAGAGAGAGGAGGAGUGAAACGCGCCCCCUACAGGCCAGGUCAAGCCCAUACAGAUGGAGCACAGACAUCAGGAAAAAUCGAGACAGUGUGCACCCAGAUGAGCAGCAGGUGGUGGAUAAGGUAAAUCAGGACCAGCUCCGAGAGCUAGACAGCUUUUUGGAGAACCAAACAAAGCAAAAACGUUCCCUUAUUAAUCUCCAAAAUGAAGCGACAGAGUGCUGCACAUCCUCUGACACCAUCCUCCAGGACAUUUCCUUCCGGGACAUCCUACCCCUGGAUGAGUCGCACCUUUUGUCCCACCCUCCAUUUGUAGAGGAAGAAUACACGGAAGAAGAAGCGAGGACCCAAUCUUCCAUCUGCAACCACGUCAGCUCCAUUGUCCUGAACCUGAAAGUGUCUCAGCUGCUGCGGCAGCAGGUGGAGAGCAGCUUAGAUAAGUUUGAGUCAAGGAUAAUGGGAAACACGUGCUCCGGAAUCCCACAGUUCGACGAGCCAGACGGGUGUAGAGGCAGACAGGUGGUGAUGCUGAAAGCAGCAGGACCUCCAUCAUAUAACUACAUACCCAGUGCGAUGCGCCAGGAGAUGGAAGAAGAAGUCACAGAGUUCUGCUCUGCUGGAGAGGAGAGCUUUGAACGUUCUGAGGGAGAUAAAAACAUCUCUCAGAGAGACAGGAGGACGAGGGGAGGACAGGAGCAGGCAGUCAGAUUCACUGAGGAGUGUGACGGGUUGUACCAGUCAUCAGCGGCAUGCACAUCACAGGAGCUUACGCAAAACCAGCGUGCUGAACACAACUGGACCAGUGAGGUGAGCACAGCAGUGGCUUGGAUGACGCGGGGUUUCCUGAGCUGUGCUGCAGGGGCACUGGUGGAGAGCAGUGACAGUGAGGAGGGGCAGGAGCAGCCGCAGCACCCCCUGAUGGACGCACAGGAGGACGCAGAGGAAGCUCUGUUCAAGAGCUUCGCAGGUGUGCACAGUGAGAGUGAAGAGAGCACUGACUUCCACACCAUGAAUCACACCUUCACUCUGCCCAAUGCUGUGUAUGAGGUCAAAGGUCAACACAGGGAGGAGGACGGUUCAGACUCGGACUACAAUCAGUCACCUCUGGAACCUUCCAGCAUCUUCUACACUCCAAAACACAAUCAAGAAAACACCCAUGCUAAAGAGGAGCUGUUACAGACGCCGAAUUCAGAGGAUGAUCCGGACGUGACGAUGGAGGUGUGUCGCCCUGACAUGAACGUGAAGACCACAUUCAGAGAGUGUCAAUCUUCACCAGAGGAGCCCGAACACAGUGAAGCAGAAUCAGCACCGCCAUCUGUACACACCACCAGGAGCAGUCAUAUGGCAGAUAUAGCUGAUCUCUCCAGCAUCACCUGUUCACCUGCACAACUCCAGGAGUGGGUGGGGCAAAACGAAGCCCGGCCUAGCCCACACAGCACACAUUUCCCACCAUGCAACAGUACCCCACGCAGCCCGCGUACACGCACAGCAGGCCGAGGCCGUAGCGCCCCCCGCAGGGAGGAGGUGUGUGUUUCCCCACUCGCCCCUCACCUGCAGUCUCUGAUGGAGACGUCUCCGUGGGGCAGCACAGAGUCUCCGUCCCACACAGAGAGCUACAACACGGCCAGACUGGAGCGCGCUGACACGAUACACUGGUCUGUGCCUGAGAGGAGUAUUCCUCAGGGGGAUUCAGAGACACCCAGCUCUGGCAACCAGGAGUUCACUACAGCCAGCUCAUGGGUCAGACACAGUGAGGAGAAGAGCCAGGACCACAGUGACACAGCAGCAUUAGAGUGUGACACAGAAAAAGACCGAUCUUUGGAGGAGGCUAAAAGAGCACAUUCCACCCUGGACGAGGUUCUGCAGGGCCUGCUGGAGAACCCUGAGGCACAGAGAACCGUGAGAGGAGCUGCAGUAAUUACAGAAAUGUUAUCAUCCUAUCCUGUUAGUGUGAGCGAAAGAUCUGAUGAGGAAGAGGAGCGGGUGUUUGGACAGAGUGUGAGUGCGGAGCGAGGAAUCUGUCAGCAGUUGGAGGAGGAGGAGGAGGAGGUGAUCCUGGAGGAGGACUUCAGCUGUUCCAGAGGAGAUGCCAGUGAAGGAGCGGCAACGAGAGGAACAAAGAUAAAAACACACUCAUCUCAGGUGUCAGGAUCGGACAUAGAGAAGCUAUUUUAAGAGUUUGAGAUAGAACAUUACUCUAUCUGGAGCCAGCAGCACAGAUGGAUUGUUCUGGAGCACACACCCAGGAUCGAACACGGAGUGAACCCAAAAACAGGAGUCUAAUGGAGCCUCCUGGAGAAGGAUCUUCCAGCAUGUUCUGUUCUGUGUGUUUGAGUCCUGCGUGUUUGUGUUCCGCGUGUUUCAGUCCCAUAUGUUUCUGUUCCAGGUUUUACAGUUUAAGUUAGAAAAAUUUGAAGCCUUUUAAUGAAAAUAUUCAUCACAGUAAUUAAUAAACGUCACAAUAAUUUAACUAUUAGUUUUAAUUCUUGAUCCUUGUUUGUCUAAUCUAACGUUCUAACUGACACUUGUAAUGUGUAAUAAAUGUUUAUUAAAUACA
Molecule: messenger RNA, 4252 nt
Organism: Ictalurus punctatus (channel catfish)
Lineage: Eukaryota; Metazoa; Chordata; Actinopteri; Siluriformes; Ictaluridae
Product: inactive serine/threonine-protein kinase TEX14
Exons: 29
Coding region: 172-3870 (1232 amino acids)
Biological process (GO): male meiotic nuclear division; mitotic sister chromatid separation; intercellular bridge organization
Cellular component (GO): midbody; kinetochore; intercellular bridge
Molecular function (GO): ATP binding; protein binding; protein kinase activity
Source: RefSeq, a predicted model, not a curated record